This is a messenger RNA of Schistosoma intercalatum, 928 nucleotides long. The record is from the annotation of a GenBank genome assembly. NCBI's taxonomy places the organism in Eukaryota, Metazoa, Platyhelminthes, Trematoda, Strigeidida, Schistosomatidae.
UUAUUAUUAUUAUUAUUAUUAUUUACCACAUUAUUCACCCUCUUUUAUACUUACACAGCGGCUCGUCUUUGGUGGAAAUUCGACUGUAUCUAAACGUUCUCGAGUCACUGUCCGGUUGAAAAUUGUAUGUUACCACCGAAUACAAGGACUGAAGCAGUUUUUCUGAAACCACGUGCAUCAUUCAAACUGGCUGCCUUCAACGUUCGCACACUUAUGCAGGUCGGACAACAGAUAGGUCUAGUUAUGUCUUUAGAAAGUCUUAUUAUCGACGUUUGUUAUCUAUCCGAGACCCGUAUUCAAGACUUUGGUGAAGUACUACAAAUUCGCUCUCCAUCUGUCGCUUCAAAAAGCUUGUUUUAUAUGCGUUUAUCCGGGAACCUUGUGGCAUGUUCGUCUGGACCUGCUGGCGUUGGUGUCUCACUAAGCCCUAGAGCUGAGUCAGCACUAAUCGAUUGGAUCCCCAUUAACAUUCGGUUAUGUGCUGUUAGAUUAGAAAGUUCCAUCAAAGUGAGAAGAAAUCGGCGUGAGAAACGAUGUCUUUUCGUCAUCUCCGCCUAUGUCCUGACAGAUUGCAGCCCGGAUGCAAUCAAGAAUGAAUUCUACCAACAGUUAACUGUUCUUCUCCAGAAAGUGCGUUCGACAGAUAUUGUAGUACUAGCCAGAGACUUGAAUGCUCAGGUCGGGCGUCUAGGCACAGAAGAGAGUCGUUUAGGUGGCCGAUGGGGACUCGUUGGUCGCAGGUCAGAUAACGGGGACCGUCUGCUGCAACUGUGCACAGACCACAACCUGUUUCUGGCUAGCAUUAACUUUCGGCACACUCAUCGCCGAUGUGCCACCUGGCGUCCUCCCUCUGCAUCUCAAGCCUGAACUCAGAUUGACCACAUCACGAUCAGCUACCGCUGGCGUGGUUGUGUAGAAGACUGCUGCU